Molecule: messenger RNA, 717 nt
Organism: Acanthosepion pharaonis
Lineage: Eukaryota; Metazoa; Mollusca; Cephalopoda; Sepiida; Sepiidae
Source: the annotation of a GenBank genome assembly
AUGACACCAAGGACCAUCACUGAGGAGAGAAACUUCGUAUGCGUCACGACGGUAACAUCCUCGAUGUCUUAUCAGAUCCACCUGUCGUUCUGCCUGUUGCUCGACUGGUCCUGUAUGAAAUUCGACUGUCUCCUUAACGGCGGGGAAGAACGAUUGUUGUGGGCUUUUCGUUUGGCCGUAAACUCGUCCUCAUACGAUUUGCUCUUCCUCCCAAUGCCCAUGGCGAUGGUCCUCUUGAAUCCAAACGAGGCGAGCGUUUCUGCAGGUUUCUUCCCGACGCGAAAAGAAUCUACUACCUCUGAUCUGCUCUCAUAUUCCAUCCUGGAAAAGCGAUCAUCUACAGCGACCAGCAGCGAUCACCUGCAGCGACCAACGAUCCCCUGCGACGACCAACAGCGAUCAUCUACAGCGACCAGCAGCAUCACCUGCAGCGACCAACGAUCCCCAGCGACGACCAACAGCGAUCAUCUACAGCGACCAACGAUCACCUGCAGCGACCAACGAUCACCUGCGAUGGCCAACAGCGAUCAUCUACAGCGACCAGCAGCGAUCACCUGCAGCGACCAACGAUCACCUGCACGACCAACAGCAAUCAUCUGCAGCGACCAGCAGCGAUCACCUGCAGCGACCAACGAUCACCUGCGACGACCAAAAGCGAUCAUCUACAACGACCAGCAGCGAUACCUGCAGCGAUCAACGAUCACCUGCGACGACUAA